AGACAAAAUAGUUCAGCUAUAUAAACCCAGCUCUCUGUAUCAUUUUCCUCCCCCGCUUCCUCUGCUUCUGUCUCUCUAAACACACAGCCAGUUGCUCCUCAUUCCUCCGUUAGCAUUUCGUCGUUUCGAAUUUAAUUUCGAAUCAAGAUGGAAUUCGAGAACAGAUACAUGCAAGUUGAAAGACCAAAAUAUGACUGCCUUCUCUUUGAUUUGGAUGAUACCCUCUAUCCAUACAGCUCUGGUUUGGCAACUGCCUGUGGCAACAAUAUUAAAGAUUACAUGGUUGAAAAGCUUGGUAUUGAUAGGAGCAAAAUCGCGGAACUGGGGAACUUGCUGUAUAAGAAUUAUGGCACAACUAUGGCCGGUCUUAGGGCGAUAGGCUAUGAGUUUGAUUACGAUGAUUACCACAGCUUUGUUCAUGGAAGAUUACCAUACGAAAAUCUUAAGCCUGAUCCUGUUUUGAGAAGCCUUUUGCUAAGUCUUCCUAUCCGUAAAGUUAUCUUCACAAAUGCUGACAAGGUUCAUGCUGUGAAAGCACUCAGCAGAUUGGGUUUGGAAGAUUGUUUCGAAGGGAUCAUUUGCUUUGAAACAUUAAACCCGAUUUACAAGAGCGCAGCAUCUGAUGAUGAGGAUGACAUUCAGUUCACCGGUUCAAAAUCAUCUUCCAUGACUACCAGCAAAAAUGAAAUUUUCGACAUUGUCAAAUAUUUCUCCCAGGCUAAUGCUUCCACUUCAGCAUUGCCAAAGACACCGAUCGUAUGCAAACCAUCUGAGCAUGCGAUUGAGAAAGCGCUCAAGAUUGGCAACAUUAAUCCUCAAAGAACUCUGUUUUUUGAAGAUAGCAUUCGGAACAUACAGGCUGGAAAGCGUGUUGGCCUAGAUACUGUGCUGGUAGGGAAUUCUCAGAGAACUAAAGGAGCAGAUUAUGCAUUGGAGAGUAUCCACAACAUCAGAGAAGCAUUACCAGAGCUUUGGACCGCGAGGGCAGUGACAUCCGAUGCCAGCAACUACAACAAGCUUGCUGUGGAAACAUCUGUGACUGCUUAGGGUAGGUGUAUUAUUGAGUUGGUACACGUGUCAUUGUCGGAAAUAAUGAAAUCAAGCUAUUGUCAAUGAUAAGGGAUGGGAGGGAUCUUGUAAAGUAGUCUUUAAUCAAGUCAUGUAAAUGUUUUGUUGUUGUAUGAAGUAAUUUUGUUGUGUCAUUUGUUAUUAAUAAACUGUUGGCGCCAACAGCAGUAGCAUUCAGUUCAAGAAUACAGCAAUUCUUCUGACUA
Molecule: messenger RNA, 1274 nt
Organism: Daucus carota subsp. sativus
Lineage: Eukaryota; Viridiplantae; Streptophyta; Magnoliopsida; Apiales; Apiaceae
Product: suppressor of disruption of TFIIS
Exons: 9
Coding region: 148-1047 (299 amino acids)
Source: RefSeq, a predicted model, not a curated record